Molecule: messenger RNA, 2009 nt
Organism: Rhopalosiphum maidis (corn leaf aphid)
Lineage: Eukaryota; Metazoa; Arthropoda; Insecta; Hemiptera; Aphididae
Gene: Vps16B
Product: spermatogenesis-defective protein 39 homolog
Exons: 12
Coding region: 799-1968 (389 amino acids)
Biological process (GO): vacuolar transport; intracellular protein transport
Cellular component (GO): cytoplasm
Source: RefSeq, a predicted model, not a curated record
AUAUUAUAGCGUUGUUGUCGGCCCCGCGUAUGUCGCCACGCGCACACACGUACACACGCACACGCGCUGGCGAACUCUUCUCGGGCGGCGCCGCCGCCUUCGUAUCGGCGUUUAGCACAGAAUUCCACGGUAUUCGUGUGACCGUGCGCCGUCGUUACCGUUACCGGCGGCACUUGGAUCUUAUCAAAUUUUUCGCAAAAACACAAACAUGCCCUGCCGGGUCCAGAUAGUCCGUGAUCGCCGUUCGGUCUACGUAACUCUUAUAUAUUAAUUAUAUAGGCCUUAAUAGGUUUUUGAUUUUUCGUAAAGUUUUUUUUUUUUUAUUAUUACAUUACUUUCUCGACUGGUGACAAAAAAAAACGCCCAGCUCACGGCGUUGACGGUCAUUCUGCAAUCGCGUCUUAACUUAUCAAUAAAAUAAUGUUAUAGACUUGUUUAUUCAUACGCAUAUUCCGUAUUUUACUAUAACUUUCGUUUCCUACGUUCAAGCUUUAAAUUAUUUAUUUUUCAUUUAAAAUUAUCCCGAGCAGAGCUGUGGCCAUUAGGAGGAGAAUUCUCGUUUUAUUUACCUGUUAUUAUUAUUAAUUAUCAGAUACCUAUCUAUUGUUUAUCGGACACGUCGUAGGCUCAAUCACAAGUGGCUUUGAUGUGUGGUUUAGUUGCGGAGGUUCUGUCUCCUACUUCGGUACAUAGUUUACGAGUGGGUCCGUUCAUACAUUUCGUGUCGUUCAAUUAAUUUCGUAGGUGUUGUUCGGAUCUUACAAUUUAGUCCCGUGAUUUGUUAUUAGUGUUAUUACAAUGAACUCUACGGACGACGAAUAUUGGAAUGAAAAAAGUUUUGAAGGAUUUAGCUUUGCAGAUGAGGAAAAGGAAUUGAAUUUAACUAAGAAAACUCCACCAGAAUGUGAAAGUUUACAAAUUGGAUCUACAAAAACUAAAUUAGAAAAUGUCGAAUCAUUGGACAAAUUACUUUCAAAAGAAAUUUUAGAUAAAAUAUUUCUAAAGCGUGAUUCAAAGACACAUAAAAUAAAUUCAACUCAAAAAAAACUUAAUAUUGUUAAAUCCACAAUAGAAAAUAUUGUAAUGUCUUGUACAUAUACACUAGAACCAUAUCGCAGCUUAGAAGAAAAAACAAUGUUGUUAAAAGAAGCUUUGGAUACAGAAGAUGGGAAUGCAAUACUAACUGUUGUUAUAUUUUUAACAAACACUUUGAAGAAAGGUAUUUUCCAGCGUAUAUUACGUGAUAAUCCUAUUGCUGCUUCUCACUAUGUUCAAUAUUUAUAUUCCAAACAAUAUAUUGAUGAAUUAGUUGACACUUUAGAAAUGUUGGGACGUACAAAAGAUGCAAUGAUGAUGCUAUUCAAAUUCGGAUGUCGAAAUCCUCAAAACUGUUUGCAGAGAUUCAAUGUAUGUGUUAAUCUAGCAGAUGAUCAAUAUGAUAAACAAAUUAUAACACAACUUAUUCAUUUAGUUGGAAAAAGUGCACAAUUCAUGUCUGUUGUUUCACUAGUAUCUGACAAAUGUAAAGAGCAACAAAAUAUUCAAUCUUGUCGUGCAGUGGCUAAUGAAUUUAACCUGAGUACUAAACAGUUAGAAGCUACAUUGUUAAUGACAUUUUGCCAACUACAAAAUUGGAUUCUUGUGGAUGACAUGUUACUAAACAAAAAUUGGCUUGGAAAGGAUAAAUUGGCUUUAUCAUUACCUAUUGGUGAAACUGUUAAACUAUUGUACAAUAAUGGUGCUCCAUCAUCUUCAUUAACUCGUUAUAUAAAAAUGAUUAAAGAUUCAGAUGAACGUUUAGAAUUGGCAAAGAAAUUCAAUUGUCAUCAUAUAAUUAUUGAUGAUUUUGCAUCAAAAAAAGAUCGUAGAGGAUUAUUAGUAUACAAGACGACUUUACAAAAACAAUCUGAAAGCUAUUAUUAUGCCGAUGUAAUUUUAAAAAGUCCUAAUAUGAAGUGGAAAAAUUAACAACAUUAGUUGUAACUCGUUAGUCAUUACAAAUUUAAUAA